Messenger RNA from Peromyscus leucopus (white-footed mouse), 1857 nucleotides. RefSeq names its product dual specificity phosphatase 26 (gene Dusp26). NCBI's taxonomy places the organism in Eukaryota, Metazoa, Chordata, Mammalia, Rodentia, Cricetidae. The record is from RefSeq and is a predicted model, not a curated record. Gene Ontology annotation, cellular component: cytoplasm. Gene Ontology annotation, molecular function: protein tyrosine/serine/threonine phosphatase activity; MAP kinase phosphatase activity. Gene Ontology annotation, biological process: protein dephosphorylation; negative regulation of MAPK cascade.
GGGGCUGCGGGGCUGCGCGGGGGCUGUAAACAGGGGCGGGCUGUGUCGCUGCGGUGUGGCGGCUCCCACCGCUGCGUGAGACGGUGUCCCUGGGUGUCACCGGGGCGCACACCGAGAGGAACCUGCUUCGAUGUGCGUGUCAUGGCAUAAAAAUAGCUGCGAUCCACCUGCGCGCCGGGGCGGCGGCGCAGCGGCGGAGGGGGGCCACGCAGGAGCCAUGGGCGCCGCCGGACUGCGGAAGCCCGCAGGCCACCCGGCAUCUGAGACCCUCGCAACCAAGAGGACCAGUCCCGAGGACCACUGCUCGCUGCUUGGGCUCUCCUUCCAGCUCCUUACCUUUCAUCAUCACUAAGGCAGCAGAAUCUAUUCUGAGGAAGGUUGUUGGAGGGAAAGGAUGGGUCUUUGAGCCCGGGGAGGAGAGGACCCAACCCUGUGAGGAGAAAAGGAAACCGCUUUUCUGGAUUCACUCAAGUAUGCCUGACACCCCUUCACUUCCAGCAACGGCUGCCUGGUGACGGAGCCCAUCAUCACUCAAGCCACAGUUCCCCGACACCUUGAAGAUGUGCCCCGGUAACUGGCUCUGGGCCUCCAUGACUUUUAUGGCCCGCUUCUCCCGCGGCAGCUCAAUCCCCGUUCGCACUCGAGGGAGCCUGGAGGAGAUGCACGCGGUGCACCAUCCUUUCCUCAACGUCUUUGAGUUGGAGAGGCUCCUCUACACAGGCAAGACAGCCUGUAACCAUGCCGAUGAGGUCUGGCCAGGCCUCUACCUCGGAGACCAGGACAUGGCCAACAACCGCCGUGAGCUACGUCGCCUGGGCAUCACCCAUGUCCUCAAUGCCUCACACAGCCGGUGGAGGGGCACCCCCGAGGCCUACGAGGGACUGGGCAUCCGCUACCUGGGGGUCGAGGCCCAUGACUCGCCAGCCUUUGACAUGAGCAUCCACUUUCAGACUGCUGCGGACUUCAUCCAUCGGGCACUGAGCCAGCCAGGAGGGAAGAUCCUGGUACACUGUGCUGUGGGAGUGAGCAGAUCGGCCACCCUGGUGCUGGCCUACCUCAUGCUUUAUCAUCACUUCACCCUCGUGGAGGCCAUCAAGAAAGUCAAGGAUCACCGGGGCAUCAUCCCCAACCGGGGCUUCUUGAGGCAGCUCCUAGCCCUGGACCGGAGGCUGCGGCAGGGUCUGGAGGCAUGAGAGCAGGAAAGCGAGCGAGCGGGCCAGGUUCCUGGGUAGUUUCCUGGCUCCCAGCUGGGAAGAGGAGACCCAGGUGGCAGGUAGUAGAAAGGCCAGACAACCCAUCCUCCCCCAUUGGCAGGAGAGGGAAGGGCCCCCGAGGCCACUGUGACUCUGUGGAAGGGGAUGGAGAGCCACGUCGGGCAGUGUGGUAGGUGGGGGCUGCUGACCCGGGAAGGAAGCAGCUGGGCUAUAGGUAGAAGACGAUUCUGUGAUUAGGACAGCACCAGAUUCCAGCAGGGUGUGCCCAGUGACUCAGAACCCCUUCCCCUCAUUGUGUUCAAGUGUUCCCCUCUCUCACUUUCCAAACAAAAAGGACCCAGCCGCUGAGCAGGACCUGAGCAGUGCAGGGAGGGGUGUGUGCGUAGAGGAUGCAGGAGCAUGGAUGGGAGGGAAGGUGUACAGGUGCAGAAAACGGUGGAAAAAGACUCGGUGAUGGAGUGGUGUGAAAGCCACAAAGCCAGAGCAAGAAACCUCCAGGUGUACAACUCCAGGAAGAGGAAGUGUGGGAAGACUGAUAUGACACCCCAGAGGAGCUGCUCAAGGUCCGAGGAGGGAGUCUUUAGGUGGUCAUAUUCUCACUGAAAACCAUGUGUCUGGAGUAAAAAUAAAGAGUUGAAAAAGA